CAACACGAGUGAGGUAAACCCAAUCCUCCCAGCUGACAACUCAGAACUAGAAAGUGCCCGGAGGAGUGAAAGCAAAAUAAACGUGUGGGGAAGGUGGCGAUGCACUCCUACAGAGGAAGAUGUCAUUAGGAAAAGGCUAAAAACAAGUUCAAAUCACCUUUAGCCUCUUCCCUCCCCUCCCCAGCAAGACCUCUCCCUCCGCCUCUUCCCCUCUCCUCCCCCCAGCUCCUCCUCCCCCCUUUUCAGCAGGAGCUGCAGCCGGAUCGGGACUAUAUCCCUACAGUUCACGGCUCUCUGACGGAGCGUGGAUCCUCCUGAAAAACUUCAAGUAAAACAGGAGCUGGGAGAACACACACACGAAGAUAUAUUAAGAAAGCAGUGUUUGGAGAUCUUUGAAAACACAAACCAAAACACCAGCCCCGAAGCCCCAACCCCUUGGCUAGCUCUUAUGGGAAUGAAACACUCCUCCCGCUGCCUGCUCCUAAGGAGGAAAAUGGCGGAGAACGCUGCCGACAGCACCGAGGUUUGCACCAUUCCAUCCCAGCCUCCUCAGCCUACUGUUGUUCCAAAGCCUGUUCAGUCUGUCAUCCAUGUUCCAUUGCAACCAAGCUGCCCGGGCCGAGGCAAGAUGGCAAAGCUCAUCAAUCCAGAAGAGAUGACAUCCAGGGAUUAUUACUUUGAUUCCUAUGCUCACUUUGGAAUUCAUGAGGAAAUGUUAAAAGAUGAAGUGCGCACAUUAACUUAUAGAAACUCAAUGUAUCACAAUAAACAUGUUUUUAAAGAUAAGAUUGUCCUCGAUGUUGGAAGUGGCACGGGAAUCCUCUCCAUGUUUGCUGCAAAGGCAGGAGCCAAGAAGGUAUAUGGGAUUGAAUGCUCAAGUAUAUCCGACUACUCAGAAAAAAUUAUCAAGGCCAACCACUUGGACAACAUAAUCACAAUAUUUAAAGGUAAAGUGGAAGAAGUUGAAUUACCCGUGGAUCAAGUAGACAUCAUAAUCAGCGAGUGGAUGGGUUACUGUCUGUUCUAUGAGUCAAUGUUAAACACAGUCAUCUUCGCACGAGACAAGUGGCUGAAACCUGGAGGGCUAAUGUUUCCAGACCGAGCUGCUUUGUACGUGGUAGCAAUUGAAGACAGACAGUACAAGGACUUCAAAAUUCACUGGUGGGAGAAUGUGUACGGCUUUGACAUGACCUGUAUUAGGGAUGUUGCCAUGAAGGAGCCCUUGGUGGACAUAGUAGAUCCAAAGCAAGUGGUGACCAACGCCUGCUUAAUAAAGGAAGUAGAUAUUUAUACAGUGAAGACUGAAGAAUUGGAAUUUACUUCUGCAUUCUGCCUCCAAAUUCAACGCAAUGAUUAUAUUCAUGCCUUGGUCACCUAUUUUAAUAUUGAAUUUACAAAGUGCCACAAGAAGAUGGGAUUUUCUACAGCACCUGAUGCUCCUUAUACUCACUGGAAGCAAACUGUCUUCUACUUGGAGGACUAUUUAACUGUGAGACGAGGAGAAGAAAUCUAUGGGACUAUAUCCAUGAAACCAAAUGCAAAAAAUGUGCGUGACCUGGAUUUCACAGUAGACUUGGAUUUUAAAGGACAGCUAUGUGAAAUGUCAGUAUCUAAUGACUACAAAAUGCGUUAGCAAGAAACCUCUCAGAGAGAUGAAAAGGAGAAUUUUAUCAAGUCUUGAACUGCUGAGCUUCAAGCUAGGAACAACUGUUCACAAGAUUAUUAUAUUAAAUACUAGAAUGUUUACUCUGAUGGAGGGUGGUAACCUGAUCUUUCUUGCAGAUAGUACAGGGGGCUGGGAUCCCACUGUGAAUGUACAGUAUACAGAACUGUAGCUUUUGUUAAACAUAGGAAAAAAAAAUAAGCAACAGUCUUGAGUGUUCUGGUUAACUUUAGGGUGGCAGAAGAUGCUUAUACAAAUUGUAUUACUUACUGUGAAUUUCUGGUUCUUCCAAGCUUUGCAUGUUAAAGAUGAUUAGGGCAGUUUUCUCACUAUGAAAGACUACUACAGCACAUUACUGUGAUAGUAUUACUGGACUUAUAUUCAAUAUAAAUGAAUAUAUAUAUUGUACAUGAGGAAAAAAAGUCACUUCAUAAUAGGAAUUUGUUUUGUGAUUAUUUAAUUAUCAUUACGCAGUUAUGGAAAGAUAAUGAUGUUACCGCUGGCGCUACUCUAGGCAGUGAUAUAUUCCAUUAACUGUCCAAUGUUAUAGCUUUGGUAAAUAUUCCAUGCAAAGUGUAGAUAAGAGCUGGGCAUUUACAGGAAGUUCAACAACUAUAUUUUUGAAUGUCCUCUGAAAAUGUGGACCAUUAGUUUUGAAAUUCACCUUUACAACUGGAUGUCUGUCAGAGCUUUAAAAAACAUUAGCUUUUUAUCCUUGAAAAUAUUCUGUGGUGAGUUUUUAUAGCUGGAUUUUGCAUGAGACUUUCACAAAUCAGACACCUAGUAUUUAAAUGUGAUGAAUGCAAAGUCUCUGAAAUGGUGGAUAAUUCAUGCUUCUUGCCAUGCCAUAUUUCAGUUCUUUGCAAAAUUAUUAAUACAAAAUAAUUUUUAAAAAAAUAGGAACUAGUGUUACCUUUUGGUGAUGUUUUAGAUAAGUUUUAAAUUGCAAAUAUUAUUCUCAAGAGUGCAGUAAUUUGCAGGAGCAAGUCAAUGUCUUUAAAAAAAAAAAAGUCGAUGGCUUCUGAUAUUACUAAGAUGUCUGUAGCUUUCCCAUCCCCUUGAGUCCCUUGUUUUUCGUACAAAAUCUCCUGCUUAUUGUUAAAAUAUUAAGUGCUUAUAAUUCCUCAUAUAUAUGUAUCAGGUCUUUUUACUAUAUGAAUGUGAGCCAUUUAACCACAUGUAAUUCAUCAACAACCGCAUCACCAGUCCUAUUGACACAUUUUCCAGUCUGUCUGGCAUUAGGCACUAAAUCAUGUUCUAUCUUGUACUGGAUAAGAUUGACUAGUUUUUUGCCUAAAAAUAUUUUUAAUCACCUGCAAAUAAAGCAUACUUGAAGAUGUA
Taeniopygia guttata (zebra finch) is the source of this 3004-nucleotide messenger RNA. It is a transcript of the gene PRMT8, whose product is annotated as protein arginine methyltransferase 8. Gene Ontology annotation, molecular function: protein-arginine omega-N asymmetric methyltransferase activity; histone methyltransferase activity; protein-arginine omega-N monomethyltransferase activity. Lineage: Eukaryota; Metazoa; Chordata; Aves; Passeriformes; Estrildidae. Gene Ontology annotation, biological process: peptidyl-arginine methylation, to asymmetrical-dimethyl arginine; chromatin remodeling. Gene Ontology annotation, cellular component: plasma membrane. The record is from RefSeq and is a predicted model, not a curated record.